AUGGCCUGGCACACGUCGAGUGGCAUUAAUACUGCCUUUGCAGUGGGUGCAGUUAUUGUAUGCGGGUACCUCGUCAGGAACAUCUACUUCCAUGCUCUCAGCAACCACCCCGGUCCCAAACUGUGGGCGGCGACCCGGCUGCCAUGGUGCUGGAACCAGUACCGUGGAAAUCUGAGCAGGCGUCUCAAAGAGCUGCACGACCAGUACGGGCCGGCAGUGCGGGUUGCACCGGACGAGAUUUCGUACAUCUCGGCGAGCGCUUGGAAGACCAUUUACGGCCAACGGCCCGUUGAAAUGCCAAAGGAUCCAAACUUCUCGCUCCUCACCCCUUCGGGCGUACAAAAUAUCCUCACGGCGGAUAGGGAGACGCACACGCGCCAGCGGCGUCUUCUCUCGCAUGCCUUCUCUGAGAAGGCUCUCCGCGAGCAGGAGUCGAUCUUGCAGACGUACUGCACCAAGUUGUGUUCCCAGCUCGAGGAUCGCUGCCGAAGCGGGCCAGUUGAUUUGUUUGACUGGUUCACAUUUUCAACCUUCGAUCUCAUCGGGGAUCUCGCCUUCGGCCAGAGCUUCGGCUGCCUCGACGCCGGCGCGGCCCCUCCCUUUGUGCAGUCCAUCAAAACGGGCUCGCGGGAGUUGAUGUUGAACCAGAUGCUGCGGUACUACGGCUUGCUCUUCAUGCGACCAAUCAUGGGGCUACUGGGACCUCGCAACGUGGCGGGUUCUCGCGCUGCCAAUAUGGGGCGCGCUGUCGCAACCGUGCAAGAGCGUGUAGCGCGUGGCCCGACGGCGGACCGCAAAGACUUUUGGCACUACGUGCUGGGCCACAUCGCCGACAACGAGGGCGGCGUCCGGGAUGCCAAGACAACCAUGACCGAGCCCGAGAUGUACACCAACGCCUUCUCCAUCAGCAUCGCCGGGUCCGAGAGCACGGCCACGACGCUGACCGGCACCACCUUCCUGUUGCUUCGACACCCGCACGCAUACCGGCGGGUCGUGGAAGAGGUGCGCAGUGCUUUUGCUUCUGAGUCUGACAUUACGUCGAACAGCUUGAGCGCAGCCGGGAAGCUGCCGUUCUUGGAGGCAGUGCUCAACGAGUCGAUGCGCCUGUACCCGCCUGUGGCAAUCACGCUUCCGCGCAGAGUGCCUGCGGGCGGCGAGACCAUCGAUGGACGCUUCGUUCCGGGUGGCUACACGGUGGGCGUAAACCACCUGGCGUGCUACCGGUCCGAGGUCAACUUUGCAGAAGCAAGCGCGUUCCGGCCAGAGAGGUGGACGGAAUGCUUCAAGCCAUUUUCGCACGGCCCACGCAGCUGCCUAGGCAAGAAUCUUGCAUGGGCCGAGCUUCGUCUCAUUCUCGCGCGCUUUCUGUGGCGGUUUGACACGCAGCUCGCUUGUGCCCGUUCGCCGGUAAUUCGUUGUUUUUACCUAAUGGGCCACUGA
This is a messenger RNA of Lasiosphaeria miniovina, 1440 nucleotides long. RefSeq names its product putative benzoate 4-monooxygenase cytochrome P450. The transcript is spliced from 6 exons. Gene Ontology annotation, molecular function: iron ion binding; oxidoreductase activity, acting on paired donors, with incorporation or reduction of molecular oxygen; monooxygenase activity. Lineage: Eukaryota; Fungi; Ascomycota; Sordariomycetes; Sordariales; Lasiosphaeriaceae. The coding region runs from base 1 to 1440 and encodes 479 amino acids. The record is from RefSeq and is a predicted model, not a curated record.